This is a messenger RNA of Fusarium verticillioides 7600, 1354 nucleotides long. RefSeq lists its product as hypothetical. Bases 922 to 1296 code for a protein of 124 amino acids. The transcript has a single exon. Lineage: Eukaryota; Fungi; Ascomycota; Sordariomycetes; Hypocreales; Nectriaceae. The record is from RefSeq and is a predicted model, not a curated record.
AAGUGCCCUGCUUUUCGAAUGCGCCAAUCACAUAAAUGGCCUGCAUUCGGCUUUUCAAUCCAUGUUACAGUUGGUCAGACAAAUCCUAAGCAACCAACAAAUCAGAGAAUCGCUAUAUGUCGCUGGUGGUGUACUGGAGGUUUGAUACAUCUCCCUUGUACCAGCAGCACCUGAAAUCAGCAUAAGAACCCCUCCUCGCCGCCGCCAAAGCAAUUGUGAUCCUCAGACAAUCAGCCACCCUCUCACUUCAUCAAUACAGUACCACCAUACUCCAACCUCUAUUGUGAAGAAGGAGAAUCAUUCUGCUUGCAAGAAAAAUUCGAAACAUUCCGCAACUGAAGUGCUUGGUCUCGUGGUCAUCAUGGCUAACCAUUGCUUCAAACUUAACCCCGGUUAAGUUACACCCGACAAGAUGAGCAAGAUUUCUUUGCCGGCAUUGAAGUGGAUAAGAUAUGGUUGGAUCCUCAUCUUUUCUUGGACCCGGGUCUGUUCGUCGACCCCCGUCAAGAACCUCAUGCCGACUCGUCACCUUGCCAUGCUUUCCCGCAAGCGAAAGACCCCCGUGACCCGGGUGGCAUUUCGUCUUUGCAUUCCAUUCAUUCCGGCAUCCUUCAAGAAUCAUACCGCGACUCAGAUCUAUCUUGCAACGAGCCAUUAGAAGUAGUCGGUCCCGGAAAUCCUGACGGUGCUUUUCCGUUCCAACUUGAAUCAUUCCUUUCUCGACCAAGGUUCCGCGAGGAGGCGACAUGUGAGUCGCUUUCACGCCGUAAACGUUCAGAACUGUCGCCGUGCUCACUACCGAGCUAUCCAAUCUCUCCACACCUGGCUACCUCCGACGAUAGCCUGUCUAUUUCCUUUUCCUCUUCUUCUUCUUUUUCUUCUCCUUGUACCCCUCGUGUGGAAAGCUCCAAACUGCAAGGCAUGACUCAAGUCUGUGAGAACAAGGAUAUUUUGCACUCCAAUAAUCAUCACACAACCACAAUCUAUCCCGAGCGAGGGUCUUUCCGUUGCAAGAAAUGCUUUAUCAAACCCUUCAAGUACGAAAGAGAUUUAAAACGACAUCUAGAUAGCAAACAUUCUGGUGCCUUUUAUGUCUGCCGAUGUGGAUAUUAUAAUGGGCGAAAAGACGUAUACCGAAAUCAUCUACUCAAAGAUAACUGCGUUGGUGAAAGGUCAUACAUAUGUAUUUGUGGUCGUUGUUCUUGCGACCUUGCCGAACAUCGCCAGCAUUUCGAAUACUGUCGGAAAGGAAAGCGAGGAAGACCUAUAAAACAGAACGCUCAUGUCAAAGUUUGAAUAGGCAGUACAGAGCAGAUAGCGAUCUUUAUUUUAUUUCAAGUUACACUCAGACCCC